Messenger RNA from Eimeria mitis, 804 nucleotides. RefSeq lists its product as uncharacterized. The record is from RefSeq and is a predicted model, not a curated record. The transcript has 4 exons. The coding region runs from base 1 to 804 and encodes 267 amino acids. Lineage: Eukaryota; Apicomplexa; Conoidasida; Eucoccidiorida; Eimeriidae.
AUGGAAGCUGCAGCAGCAGCAGCAGCAGCAGCAACAGCACGAAGACAGCGAAGACAUGCAGAAACAGAUGAGCAGCAACUCACAUGGGAUGCUGCUGCUGCUGCUUUGUCUUAUGGAAAAAGCAACAGCAGCAGAACUGCAUGCACAAGGUUUCUUGCUGCAGCAGGAGACUGUCUCCUCGAGCUGCUGCUACCCCUCUGGGAAGACUUCAGAGGAACGGCCCUCCCGCAGUUGCUGCGCGAGGUCCUUCAUCCCCGCUUCAGUCCGAAGACAUCUCUCUUAGAUAAGAUCAUCCGUCUGAAGCAGCAGUCUGCUGCAGUUCUUGCUUCUCUCAGCGGCUCCUCAACCCCACCAGCAGCAGCAGCAGCAGCAGCAGCAGCAGCAGCAGCAGCAGCAGGUGCAGCAGCAGGAGGUGCAGCAGGAGGGGGAGGAACACCAGCAGCAACAGGAGUCCAAUUUUCGGACCCGCAGCAGCAGCAGCAGCAGCAAGCGCAGCAGCAGCAGCAGCAACAGCUGCUGCUGCAGCAGCUGCUGCUGCGGCAGCAGAGUGAAUCCGGGGACUCUUCAUUGCCUGAGGCGGGGGCCCCCACACCACCAACAACACUGAAAGAGGAUUUCGGGUGUACACGCAUCUCUUGCCCCGAAACGGGCAGCCAAAAGCUGCAAAAGAGAUCCGCGCUGCGGCUCGGGUUGAUGUCUUUCUUAGAAGAAAAAGGAUCAUUGCCUGAGGCGGGGGCCCCCACACCACCAACAACACUGAAGGAGGAUUUCGGGUGGUUUAUGAGUGUUUAUUGGGGUGUAUAA